This is a messenger RNA of Cottoperca gobio, 742 nucleotides long. RefSeq lists its product as uncharacterized. Bases 77 to 742 code for a protein of 221 amino acids. Lineage: Eukaryota; Metazoa; Chordata; Actinopteri; Perciformes; Bovichtidae. The transcript has 3 exons. The record is from RefSeq and is a predicted model, not a curated record.
GCACAAUACAAACAAGUCAUUUGGGGAGGCCCAGCUGUUCCUCACAGAUGUGGAGUUUGGGUGACUGCAACAUUAGAUGGCCAUCAAGACCAAAGUCCCUAAGAAGGAGAGGAACACCUUUGUGAUGUUCACCAAAGGGACGGGUCCCUGUAAAAAUCUCAACAGCUGCCUGAGGAUGGCCUGGGCGGAGCUGAGAAUAGGCGGCAAUGUCAGCUUCACCCUUAUUCGGACGGCACUUGCACACUACGCAAAAAAGACCACGGACGUCACUGCCAGGAAGAGGGUGGCAGACUUUAUGUGCCACGAUGUCACCACGGCGGACUGCUUCUACGCCAGGUGCCCCGAUGUCAAGGAGGCUAUGGCGAUUCGGAGUCUCAUCCGAGACAGCCUCAGGACGGAGGAGAGGGCCGGACCAUCUACUGCCGUGGUGGCAUCAUUUACUCCCCUGGGAGGAGGGACCUGUGUGGAGGAGAUAAACAUGACGUCUGUCAGAGAGUGCCCAGUGUGCCUGAAUGAAUAUUCCCAGCUGGGAAAGCACCUCCGGCAGACCCACAGGGUCAAAAAUGAGACGGAGCGAAAGAUCCUCCUCAAGCUGGGCUCUGGGAGGACAGAUGUCAGGACCGAACCAUGCGGUGUUGGCGGCUGUCAGUACCAGGGGUCCCGGCUUGACCGCCACAUAAGAGACAUCCACUCCGAGAUGACUGUGGAAGCGAGAGAGGAGAUGAUGAAGACGACCAAGUAG